GCUGGGCCCUCCCCCGGCGCCUGCAGCCUCCCGGAUCCCGCCCCUGCCUCGCUCCCGCCCGCCGCAGCCGCCCGCCCGCGGAUCCCGGAGCCGCCGACCCCCGCAGAGGACCGACUGCCCAGACUGCGGGUCCCGGGGCUCCCUGGGCGGGGCCGAUCCCAGGGAGCCCCCCUGACUGCCUCCCAGAGCAGGGUGGGGAAAGGGAUCUUAGCCCGCCGCCGCCUCCGAGCGGGCCGCCAGCUUUAUUCAUAACAGCCCCAAACGGGAAAGAGCCUGAUGUCCCAUCAUGGUGAGUGGAUAAACAGAUUGUGGUUUAUCUGCUCGAUGGAAUACUCCUCAGCGAUAAAAAGGAUCCAAGUACCGACUGACGCAUGCAACAACGCGGGCGGAUCACAGAGACGUUAUCCUGAAGGAAAGAAGACAUAGGGGAACAUACUGAUUCCGGCGGCCUGAGAUGGGCGCCCGGCCUUCGCGGCGGCGGCUGCCCGCGGACCAGCCCAUAGCCUUGGACGCGCUGCCCCCGGAGCUGCUCGUGCAGGUGCUGAGCCACGUGCCGCCGCGCGCAUUAGUGACGCGCUGCCGCGCAGUGUGCCGCGCCUGGCGCGACGUGGUGGACGGGCCCACCGUGUGGCUGCUGCAGCUAGCCCGCGACCGCAGCGCCGAGGGCCGCGCACUCUACGCUGUGGCCCAGCGUUGCCCGCCCAACAACGAAGACGAGGAGUUCCCGCUCUGCGCCCUGGCGCGUUACUGCCUGCGCGCACCCCUCGGCCGCAACCUCAUCUUCAACUCCUGCGGAGAGCAGGGCUUCAGAGGCUGGGAGGUGGAGCACGGCGGGAAUGGCUGGGCCGUGGAAAAGAACCUAACACUGGUGCCGGGGGCUCCUUCCCAGACCUGCUUCGUGACUUCUUUCCAAUGGUGCUUCAAGAGGCAGCUUGUGGACUUGGUGAUGGAGGGGGUGUGGCAGGAGCUGCUGGACAGCGCCCAGAUUGAGAUCUGUGUGGCCGACUGGUGGGGUGCCCGCGAGAACUGUGGCUGCAUCUACCGGCUCCGGGUCCGCCUCCUGGACGUGUACGAACACGAAGUGGUCAAGUUCUCGGCCUCCCCCAACCCGGUCCUUCAGUGGACUGAGAGAGGCUGCCGACAGGUGUCUCAUGUCUUCACCAACUUUGGCAAGGGCAUCCGAUACGUGUCUUUCGAGCAGUAUGGGAGGGACACGCGUUCCUGGGUAGGGCACUACGGCGCCCUCGUGACCCACUCCAGUGUGAGGGUCAGGGUCCGCCUGUCCUAGCCGACCAGCCUGAGCCAGCCUUCCAGAGUGUACUGCCGUCUGCCAGACAUCAUCAGUCAAAGACAGCUUUGCAGUCGGGAGCCGGAUGCCUGUGGACAGUGAGGGUCCCAUGCGGCCCAUUCCUGGCACACCUCCAGUGAACCCCACUUGCUGCUGCUUCAGCACGGUAUCACACAUGCUGUGCAAGAAACCAGGGAUCUAGGGCGCCUGGGUGGCUCAGUAGGUUGAGUGUCUGCCUCUUGAUCUCAGCUCAAGACGUGACCUCGUGGUUUGUGAGAUCGAGCCCUGUGUCGGGUUCCGCGCGGACAGUGCAGAGCCUGCUGGGGAUUCUCUCUCCCUCUCUCUGCCCUCCCCUCGCUCAUGCUCUCUCUCUCAAAAUAAAUAAAAUAAAAAAGAAAGAAAC
This is a messenger RNA of Leopardus geoffroyi (Geoffroy's cat), 1691 nucleotides long. It is a transcript of the gene FBXO17, whose product is annotated as F-box protein 17. Lineage: Eukaryota; Metazoa; Chordata; Mammalia; Carnivora; Felidae. Bases 455 to 1288 code for a protein of 277 amino acids. The transcript is spliced from 7 exons. The record is from RefSeq and is a predicted model, not a curated record. Gene Ontology annotation, cellular component: SCF ubiquitin ligase complex; cytoplasm. Gene Ontology annotation, biological process: SCF-dependent proteasomal ubiquitin-dependent protein catabolic process; glycoprotein catabolic process. Gene Ontology annotation, molecular function: ubiquitin protein ligase activity; protein binding.